CCUUCAUUUCUCACCUAACCACCCCCUAACCAGAGUUGCUGACACUCUCCUUCUCCAUUUGCUUCAGCCCCCCACAUCUACCAGAUUCCAGAGGUGGUUUUUGGUUUUCUUCUUGAAGUGGUUGAGCACUCCUACUUAAAACAUGGUCUUUCCCUUGCCUUGGGACCACGCUCUGCUGCUUUUCCUCUUAACCCCCUGGCCCUUCUCCUUGCUCUUUCCUUCAGCCUCACAUAGCCAGACUCGGUGUCUCCACUUGGCUGAUGUCCCAAAGAUGCGUCCCGCAUUCGAGGUCGAAUCAUCACCUCCCCAACAGUGUUCCUGAGAGGCCUCUCCCCAACCCCUCCCUUACUUCUCUUCCUUCUAAGCAUCCUAAGCCCAUCCUGACCCUGGAGUCUGGGCCAGGGCCCUUUGUUCCAGGGCAUUCUUCCUUUCCUGAAGGCACUGACCUCAGUUUGUAGUUAGACCUUCAUUAGGGGAUUACUGGAUGACCCUCUCUGCCCUCUUAGCCUGUAAGCUCCGUGAGGGGUAGGGACAUGGUCUGCUUUUUGUUCACCACUGUAUUCCUGCAGGGCCUGCCAUGGUGCCUGGCACUUAACAGGUGCUCAAUAAAUGUUUGUUGAAAGAAUGAGUGUGAGUUAUUUUUUUAAAUGUCUUCCUCCACAUGAAAUUCUCAGCUUCCUAGUUGAGUGUGCUCACCAUUGUGUCUCCAGGGUUUGUCAACUGGGCCGAUGCACAGUAAGGCCUCAAUGAUUUUUAGGUCACCUGUUGCUGAAUAGAUGGGGACCCAACUUGCUGUCUGAGUCGGCAGUCUUAGGGGAAACCAGAACAAUCAAAGUUGAGACAGGACAGGCCAAGGGCCAUCUUGGUUGUCUGGAAAGUCAGGAUUUAGUGAGAAAGCGAUCCUCUUUUACUCCACAGACAACUUGGUAGGGCAUCAUGGUUAAGGAUGUGGACUGAGGCCACAUGUUAUGGAAGUGGCGGAGCUGGGCUCUGAGCCAGGGUGGUCCUGCUCUAGUUCCCCAGUUCUUAAAGGCUGUACCAGGCUGGGUGGUGCGUCUUACCAAGCGGGGCAUUGCCAGGCAAGUUGCUUUCCUUUUCAGAGCCUCAGUUUCCCUCAGUGGGAAUUUGGAGGGGAUCGCUGUUUGUUAGCACUUAGUAGGCGAUGUUCCAUUAUUUGCUCAAUCCACCCCACAGCCCUCUGAGAUAGCUAUUACCGUUAUACCUUCUUUAUGGAGGCGGAAACGAGGCAUCAAGAGGUUAAGUGACUUGCUCCAGGUCACACAGCUGGUAGGUGGCAGAGCUGAGGUUAUUCAAAGUGACAUGUCCUGACCCUUUAUUGAACUGUGAAAUCAAUUUCCUGGAUCCCAAUGAAUAUUAAAGAAAAAGAACUAGCAUAGGAAAUGAUCAGUGUGCCUCACAACCCGUAGUAAAGGUAAGUGCCGUUUCAUUCAAAGAACAACUGUUUUCCAGUUCUCUUUAAGUAUGUAUAUUUACACAUGUAUGGGUGUGCUGGCUUAUGAUGUAAAAUGUAUUUCUUACUGUGGGUCACCGCCAAACGAAUGAAGUCACUGCCAUGAAGGAAGCUCAUGGCAACGAUAAAGUGCUCUCCUUCCUCCCACCCCGCUGGAUGGGCUCUAAGUCCCAGAGUUGACACUGACACAGACCUUAGUUGGGGAAGGCAGAGCAAUGCCCCCACAGAAUGUGGUGGCUUUCACACCUGCUUCAAACCCUGCUCUUCAGAGAGCAGUUGGGUUGGGGUAACCGGGAUUCCAAGUAUCGUGGGGCAGGUUUCUGAGGCCACCUGACCCCUUGGAGAGUCAGCAUUAUCUUCGAGUUGACUACAUGGGAGCUGGGGUCUGCUGAGUUUCCCUUUGGGUUUCAGUGCGUGACCCACUUAGGGCUGGCCAAGUUCUUUGAAAACAGCAUCGGGGGUGCUCCCAGAGGACUCGGGGUGGUGGUGGCAGUGAUGUGACUGCUCUGAAAGUCUGCUUUGCUCUUGCCCAUUUGGGGGUUGUCAGCCCUCCCCUGCUCACACUCUGGUGAUUGACAUUUUUGUUCUGUCUUGGCUGGCCCAGGCUGGGGCCAAUGGCACCUCUUUCUGAAAUCUCAUCUUCCAGUCUCCCCGGAUGUCGUCUGAGGUCAGCAGUCAUUGAGUUUCCUGAUGGCAGGAGGAAUUUCAUGCCUAGGAGACUGGUGUGGCCCCUUCUAGGCUGCACUGUCUUGACUGAUUCUCGAGAACGCCCCAAGGAUACAUCCCAGGUGCAGGCCCAGGUUCCCGGGCCUGUCCCCGGCCCACUACUUCCCUACUGCCCUUGAGGAGAUAGCACGUGGCAUUUGUGGGGCUGGUGCCAAAAGAGCAGGUUUCCUUCUCGAAAAUUAGCAAGCACCCUGGAGGUACAGUUUUGUUCUUAAUCUCCUCCCUCCCCAUUUUUCUAAGAACCCCUCUUCUCUGUUACUGAUCAAUGAGUCAGUAUACACUUGUACUCCAUUUCUCUUACUAUCCUCCUUUUGAUUAAAGUCAUAGCUGCCCCUGAAUGUUUACUGUGAAAGACAGUUCAAGGAUAUUUAGGUUUUUUCUUUCUUUUUUUUUUUUUUUAGCCCACGGUUUCGAACACUGUCUUCAAAAUGGAGCCCUCUUUGGAUUGUUAUCAGUGUGGUGUGUAGUUAGUGGGUGGAGAGACACGGUUCCUUGAGCCUUAGUUUCCGCAUUUGUAAAAAGGGAAGGGUGCUGCUUUGAAGGAUAGAUGUGAAGGUUUUCAAAUGACUUGGUGUAUCAAUGAAAAGGGCCCACGUUGGAGGAGAUGAACGAUAAAUGCUUGUGCCUUCUGCUUUCAUCUCUCUGACUUCAGAGGUAUGGAGGGCACCCUGUGUACUUCUGCUGACUUUGUGGAUCUUGGGAUCGGCUGAAUUGCUUGACCUGAUUUUUGGAAGCUCCCCCUCUUCUCACGCUCCUCAGCUGCAGAAGAGAUGCUCUGGGGGCUGAGAGAUUUGUUUUUCUUCUCUCUCUUCUUCCUUCAGCUGAACGGUGGAAUUCUUUUCCUUCUGGUUGGCUGCAUCCUGUGGUUUCCCCUCUCCCCCCAUGCUUUUUCUCUCUCACAUACAUUUAGGACCCUGGAAUGGUAUUUCAACACUGGGCCAGAUGGCAGGAGAUGGCUUGCCUAGUCCUGCCCCUGGGAGGGAGGGCUGCCCUUCUGUUUGUGGGUCUUCUUGAAGAAGCUUGCUUUAGAAGAUCCUAGAAAGGUGACGUUUUCUCUAGUGAAGGACUACGCCAGCAAAAGAAGUCCGUAGAAAUCGUGUUGGGCCCACAAGUCCAAAGACCUGGAUUUUAAACUUACUGGGGGGACUGGUGCAGGACCAAGCUGGUUUGUUCCAAAUCCCCCUUUCUUAUCUGUGAUGCUCGGGAGUUCGUGGCCAGGCUUCUGGAGUCACUCACUCCAGGGCCUUGUAAUAUUCGGAUUCAAAUACCUUUGGUGAGACGCAUGAGCCCUAGUCCGUGGAGAAAGACAGACGGCCCCUUCUGGAGCUUCCAGACUCUAGACCCAUGUACCUGGCUCAAAUUUCCUCCCUGAGGGACCUUGCCGCCACUUCCGUGUCUGGUGGUCACCUAGCCACAUGUCCCAUGAAGGCAGGGAAACUGGGAAUGGAUAUAUGGGCAAAAGGCAGGUCCAAAGAAAAGCCUGAAUGAAAGAAGAGGGAGAGGUCUUGUCUGUUAUUGCUGCCCCCCUCUAUCUACUUCUGGAAAGGAUCAGAGAUGGGGUUGGGGUAAGACCCCAGUUUCCCUUGUCCGGGAAGUGGCAGUUUGUUGAUUGAGAGCCUGGAUUUAGACAUGGGAGCCAGAAGGCUUAGGUUUUGGUCCUCGCUGCCUGACCUUGAGCCGGUUUCCUUGGCUUCUGCGUCAUCAUCUGCGAGAUGCGGAUGAUAAUACUACCUACUUCAUAGGAUUAAAAGUACCUACCUCACAGGAUUGUCGUGAGGAUUGCAUUAAUAUACGUGAAAGCACACAGAACAGUGCCGAACACCAUAGUAGGUAUUCUAUUCAGGUCAGCUAGUGAUCCUCGGCUCCUGUGAGGUAAUUGAUUAUGUGUUUUCAAAAAGUUGCAACCGUCUGCAGAAAUGUCAACAUCAUCAUAAUACCUGUUCGGAACGGAAAGGUCUGAGCAAUUGCCUCAGCUCCUCUCAGUCUCUGCUCAUGUUUUUGUUAACGCUUCCCUCUCAUUUGCCUUCAUCGGUAAACAUUUGGUACUCAUUUCUGAGAAAGAGAACAGCGAUUUCUCCAUGAUCCCUGUGACCCCACCCCUGGCAGAGACUGGCUGAAAUACACUUGCCUUAUGCCACUUAGACCUCGGGGCCUGACUUGCCUGGCGGAGAAGGACCAACUUUAGUGAAUAUCUGCAGUCGAUUCAGCCCCUGCUCUGUGCCAGGCCCCAGUGUCUGCCUCGGUGGCCUUGACUGCCCUGUGCUUGGUGUGCACAUCCUGGCUGUCCUGUGCUAUGUUUUAAGGUGAGGAGGCUGAGGCUCUGAAAGGUUAGGUGCUCGGCCAGGCUGAUAGGGUGACGGGUGGAGGAUUAGUGGAGGGACCCAGGUCUUUGUGAGCCCGGGUUACUUCCUUUUUCUGCUGGCCUCCUUGCUGUUCUCCAGUUGCUUCCUUCCUCCCCCUUGCUGCUUUCUGAGUCCCCCAGUCCUCACCUGCCCUUUCUUGGAAAAAGCGGGUCCCUCUACGGCUAGGGAUAUACCCUAAAGAAACAGUCCAAAAUGCUCCUAAAGCCAUGCCCAAUAAUGUCUGCUGGAGUCUGCUUCGUGAGAGCAAAACGAAGGCCACAACCUAGCCGCUCAGGAGGACGGGAACAGGUUACAUACGUUACGGUGAGCCGCUGUGAGCGUAAACAGCCAUUUCAAAUGUUGACAAAAGGGUAUAUUCUUCUGCUUAUGGUUACGGACAGCGCCAGCUGCGAAAUGCCGUCCGCAGAACCUAAGUUGGUUUUGUAGAAUAUCUGGAAUGAACUUUUCCAACAUGUUGGAAAAGUUGGCCUCUGGCUGAUGUGUGACUUUUUCCCUUCUCUACGCUUUCCUGUGUUUCAUAACAUUUCUACAACGCGUCUGUAGGACUUUUCUAACGGGGGGAGUAAAAAGAGGUGGCAGAAGGGAAGACGGCCACCGACGCUUAGGAGUGGGCCACCACAGAGGCUCGGAAGGUGCCGGUGGGUGGCAGAACUGGCCUCUCGGGACAUCAGAUCCAUGGAUUCUCCCCUUUGUCCCCCUCCCUAGGCCUACUGAGGAAGAGCUGAGGAUGAAGAGUGUGAAGGACAGCACCCCUUCUAUGGAGCGCCCUAGUGUCCAGGAGUCGGUGGGUCCCCUGGUGGCCCCUACCCCUCUCCGUCCGUGGCCUCAGAUGACGCUUCAGGUUUCUGAAGUUACAGUGACUGGCAAACCCCCAGAGGAAGGUGACGUCCCCAGAAGCAAUCCGCCUGUGGCUUUCACGGAGGUCCCCCAGGCGCCGGCCAUCAGGAUCCUCCCCUCUUCCUCUGUCUGUGGCCUGGGUGGCUCUCCCAGGGACCAGGCCUCGGGGCCCGAUUCAAGUGAGGGGGCAGCCGGGCCUCUCCUGGAACCCAGCCAGCAACAGGUGGAGGCCACGUGGGAAGUAUCGAGAGAGAAUGGAGGGGGCCAGAAGGACUCCGUGGUGGGGGCCAUAAUGGAUGAACCCCCUGGGGGUCUGGAGGUCGUGAGUGGGUUGGAGGAGCUGCUUGGCGAGGACACCAUUGACCAGGAGCUGGAGCAGCUCUACCUGUCCCACCUGAGCCGCCUGCGGGCUUCUGUGGCUGCAGGUGGGGCAGGGGGUGGCGGGGAGGGCCCCACAGAUGGGGGGGUGUCCCCCAGCCAUGCCCUGGGCAUCCUCACGGACCGCGACCUGAUCUUGAAGUGGCCUGGCCCCGAGCGGGCCCUGAACAGUGCCCUGGCUGAGGAGAUCACACUGCACUAUGCGCGGCUGGGGCGUGGUGUGGAGCUUAUCAAGGACACUGAGGACCCUGACGAGGAGGGGGAGGGUGAAGAGGGACUGUCCGUUACACCCUCCAGCCCCGAAGGGGACACCCCCAAGGAAUCGCCUCCGGAAAUCCUCUCGGGAGCCCAUUCUGUGGUAGCCACUAUGGGAGAUGUGUGGCUCCCGUGGGCAGAGGGCUCGGGUUGUGACAGCCCCGUGGUUCUGGGUGCAGAGGGUCAGUUCACUGGGGCUCCAGCAAAGGGGAUGGGCAAGGACACCGACUCUUUGCGUAUAAGUAGGGUGACAGCUGGGGUGACCGGGUCCCCAGGGGGGAAAGAAGGACGGAUGGAGUUUACCACUGAGUGGGCAGACAGCUUGGUUCCUAUACCUGGUAAGGAGCUAGCUGCUCCAGUCCUACAGGGGCAAAGUCUCACCCUCCUUGGUCCCUCCGGGGCCGAAGUCUGUCCUUCUAGCCUGGCCAGGCCUCACGUGAGCUCCCAGGAUGAAGAGGGUUCAGGCCCAAGCCUUGAGUCCCCAAAGAAGUCUCCCACCUUAGCAGCCCCUGCAGAAUGUGUGUGUGUAUUUCCUCCCCAGCUCCGGGGGCCCUUGACCCAGACUCUGGGGGUCCUGGCUGGGUUGGUGGUGGUCCCUGUGGCUCUGAACAGUGGUAUGUCCCUCCUGGUGCUUGCGCUGUGCCUCUCUCUGGCCUGGUUCUCGUAGAGGCUGCCUGUGGGGGGGGGGAGCAAUAACAGGCUUCCCCCCCUCUCUGGGGUGUGGGGAGAGGCAGUCCCUACACCACCCCCAGGGGAUUCAGAUAGGAUGUGUGGCCUGUAUAGUGAGGGGUCUUUUGCUUCUGAGAAUGCCUGACUGGAGAGAGACCUUCCGGUCCCUGAGGACUUGUCGGCCCGGGGCUCCCUGCGGUGAUACCAGUGGAGGGGAACAGGGCAUGGUGGACGGUGUGAGAUAAUUUUCAGAGAGGAACUGGGCAUGUCCUCCCUUUCCCCUCCCCCCCCAAGCCUGUAUUUAUUUUUGUAUAAUUCUCUGGAUGAGGGAGAGUGGUCGUGAGCUGGUCUUGGGGCACAAUUACCCAGAGAUAUAUUUAUUAACAGCCAACCUGUGCAACCUGCUGGAGCUUUAUUUUUAAUUUAAUUUAUAUAGAGUACCUAUUAUUAUAUGCCACAAUAGAGCUCUAUGAGAAAUGAUGUGUCUUGCUGUACAGUGUUCUCCUGUUUGGGCCUGAGUGUGUGGGGUGGUCAUGUUCUGUGGGAGGGGCAGGGUGGGGACUUGGGCGUGGGACACGUUCAUGCCUGCUGCCACGGCUUCAAUGUGUCACCUCACCUUAUGGUCCUACCCCGUGUGGUCUGGUGGUCUUUGGAGGGGUGGGUCCUUUGGUAUUUUCUAUAUUCUGCCAGGGAGGGAGGAAGAAUGAUUGAUUGCCAUAUGAGGGUUUGGUGUCCAACACGUGGCCGCAGCGGUGGAUGUAGUCAGCUGUAGAUGUGGGAAUACUGGCUGUGAAUCAGCCACAGGUUUUGAGGUUCCUGAAAAAAAAAAAAAGCCUUUGACACCAGGAGGGAGACCCCUCUGUCCCCAAGAUUGGGAAGGUCUCACAAGGGAGAGAGGAGUUAAUGUGCUGUGAAGAAUUCAUACCAGAGUUGUUGUCCACAGAUUUUGCCUUUCUAACUCAAAACAGGAAACCCAGAAGCUUUGAAAGAAAGGAUAGAUAUAUUUACUGCAUGCAAAUAAAAAU
Messenger RNA from Callorhinus ursinus (northern fur seal), 7724 nucleotides. Lineage: Eukaryota; Metazoa; Chordata; Mammalia; Carnivora; Otariidae. The record is from RefSeq and is a predicted model, not a curated record.